GCUUCUGGAGUAACAGUGAAUGAUGAAGUCAUAAAGGUUUUUAAUGACAUGAAAGUAAGGAAAUCUUCAACUCCAGAAGAGAUUAAAAAAAGAAAGAAAGCCGUUCUCUUCUGCUUAAGUGAUGACAAAAAACAAAUAAUUGUAGAGGAGUCAAAGCAGAUAUUGGUUGGUGACAUUGGAGAUACUGUGGAGGACCCCUAUACAGCCUUUGUGAAGUUGCUACCGUUGAAUGAUUGCCGAUACGCUUUGUAUGAUGCCACAUAUGAGACAAAGGAAUCUAAGAAAGAAGACCUGGUAUUUAUAUUCUGGGCUCCUGAAAGUGCACCUUUAAAAAGCAAGAUGAUCUACGCAAGCUCUAAAGAUGCCAUUAAAAAGAAAUUUACAGGUAUUAAACAUGAGUGGCAAGUAAAUGGUUUGGAUGAUAUUAAGGACCGUUCAACACUUGGAGAGAAAUUGGGAGGCAACGUGGUAGUUUCACUUGAAGGAAAACCCUUAUAAAGAGACAGACAAGUGCCAUCUGGAUCUAAGGAGCUUCCAUUUUUGCAGCUCGUUCGUUCAAUUGGAAUAGUAUUAGUCUCCCCGUCCCCUUCCCUCCUCAAAAAAUAAGUCCCUUCCCUAAUGCCCCUGAAGGAGAUGUCAUUGUUAAGCAGCCUACCAGUGAUUGCCAUUAGACUGUUUAAUCCUGGUAGUUUUAUGUAGGAUCCAAGGAAUGCUUUCACGUCAUACUCUUAGCCAAAACUGACGUUGCAGGCAUUCCUUGCAACAUGUACAAUGAAUGUGAUAGUUAAUGUGAAUAGUCUAGCAGACAGCAAAGGGUAAGCUAAUUGAAUGCCUUGAAAGUAUUGUCCACUGGUCGGGUGGUAGACUCUAUACAGUAUUACUUACAGUUGCACUUGAUUGCAGUUCCAUGAGGCUCUUGUGCAUUCAUACACCUCACCUGCCUUGACAAG
This is a messenger RNA of Tauraco erythrolophus (red-crested turaco), 950 nucleotides long. The record is from RefSeq and is a predicted model, not a curated record. Lineage: Eukaryota; Metazoa; Chordata; Aves; Musophagiformes; Musophagidae.